CUGGAACUUGGCAAUGUUUUUGUUGAAUGUCAAUCGCUGGAUUUGUGCCCGUUUUCCUUGAGUAAGUUUAGUUUUCGAAAUUAUUUUUAAUACUGUAGCUUCAAUUAAUUUUUUCAAACAAAUAUCCAAAAUUUUGAUACAAAAAUCUUAAAUUUCAGCGUAUUGGUCCGAUUUUUUGUGGAUGUUUGUGAGAUCUGCUGACAUUUUUCGGUCAAACUGCAACUACUGGAAUUUUAUUUUCUGGAAAUUUGUGACUAGAGGAACCAAGGUCAGUUUUUUGUCAUUUUCAAAAUAAUUUCCAAAAAAAAAUUUUAUUCAUUAUUCAGACGUUCUCUCAACUCAAAAAAUUGAAAAGAAAAUAA
Caenorhabditis angaria is the source of this 362-nucleotide messenger RNA. Lineage: Eukaryota; Metazoa; Nematoda; Chromadorea; Rhabditida; Rhabditidae. The record is from the annotation of a GenBank genome assembly.